Penicillium paradoxum is the source of this 1626-nucleotide messenger RNA. RefSeq lists its product as uncharacterized. The transcript has a single exon. The record is from RefSeq and is a predicted model, not a curated record. The coding region runs from base 1 to 1626 and encodes 541 amino acids. NCBI's taxonomy places the organism in Eukaryota, Fungi, Ascomycota, Eurotiomycetes, Eurotiales, Aspergillaceae.
AUGCGGCGCAAUCGCCCUCCUCCUCCAUCGAGCGGUCCACCUCGUUUCAAUCCUGAGCUGUCUGAAAUAUGCCCACAGAGGAUUAAUGUCAGCUCUUCCAUGGCCCAAUCGAUAUUUGCAAAUUUCCAAGCGAACCAAGAGACCAGACAUCUGGUGUUCAGAAGCAACCGUGACCAACUCCAGCUGGUGCGGCUCGAGGCCACUCGUCUCAGACUCUUGCUCUCCACCGAUCGCGCACAAGAUACUCCAGAUAGGCCACAUCGUAUGGAAAACAUGAGCUCCGGUGAUGACACCAUCUCAGACACCACCUCCUCCCGCGACUCUGGCCCUCCUAGCCCUCCCGCCCCAAACCUAGUACGCACAAGAGCUACCGUCCGUAGUGAAAGCGAUAUCAGCGUUCUCGAUAUUGGUCCCAGCCUACAUUCUUCUGAUACUUCCUCCCAAUCCAGCUCCCGCCAAUCUACUCCCACAAAUGGAAAUAACGGAGAUGAACCUGUCCGUUCCGCUGCUCCUAGCAACGCAUCAAGAUCUGGCAGCGAGAGCUCAUACAUACCAAGUGACGAUCCCUUCAAGGUGGAAGAUGAUGACUAUGGUACCGUUCCAGCCGGAGAUGAACCUGUCCGUUCCGCUGCUCCCAGCAACGCAUCAAGAUCUGGCAGCGAGAGUUCAUACAUACCAAGUGACGAUCCCUUCGAGGUGGAAGAUGAUGACUAUGGUACCGUUCCAGCCGGAGAUUCUGGGACUGACAAUUCUUCUUCGAGUCAACGUGGACGCCGCCGCCGAAACCGGGCAAAUGUCUCAUCCCGUUCACGUGGGGCUCGACGUGCUCAGCGAAACCAGGCAAACGUCUCGUCCCGUACACGUCGGGGUCGAAGUGCUCAGCAAACCCGGGCAGACGUCUCAUCCCGUGCACGUGGGGCUCGACGUGUUCAGCGAACCCGAGCAAAUGUCUCAUCCCGUGCACGUGGGGCUCGAAGUGCUCAGCGAAACCAGGCAAACGUCUCGUCCCGUACACGUCGGGGUCGAAGUGCUCAGCAAACCCGGGCAAACGUCUCAUCCCGUGCACGUGGGGCUCGACGUGUUCAGCGAACCCGAGCAAAUGUCUCAUCCCGUGCACGUGGGGCUCGAAGUGCUCAGCGAAACCAGGCAAACGUCUCAUCCCGUACACGUCGGGCUCGAAGUGCCCAGCAAACCCAGGCAGACGUCUCGUCCCGUACACGAAGUGCUCAGCAAACCCGGGCAAACGUCUCAUCCCGUUCACGUGCGGCUCGAAGUGCUCAGCGAAACCAGGCAAAUGUCUCAUCCCGUGCACGGGGAGGUCGACGUGCUGAGCGAAACCGCGCAUUAACAGCCACUAGAACCCAGAGUUUAAGAAUUAGAGAUUCCACUGAAAGCCCUGUUGAAAGCCCUGCUGCCAUUUCUGAUCAUUCUUCUGAUGGGGCCAGCAACGGUACUGACUCGCUCUCUAAUUCGCAUUCUUCUAACGCAGCCUCCCAGCUAUCCCAACCUUCCGUGCAUCACUCCCAGAACUCGGAAGAAGGAAUGGAUCCGGACCCUUCGGCCGUGGAUGACCCAGGGGAGGAUUCAAGUGACACUAUCGAAUAUCAGUAUCCCAAUCAGGACUGA